Messenger RNA from Candoia aspera, 1270 nucleotides. It is a transcript of the gene BORCS7, whose product is annotated as BLOC-1 related complex subunit 7. The record is from RefSeq and is a predicted model, not a curated record. Lineage: Eukaryota; Metazoa; Chordata; Lepidosauria; Squamata; Candoiidae. The coding region runs from base 38 to 367 and encodes 109 amino acids. Gene Ontology annotation, cellular component: BORC complex. The transcript is spliced from 5 exons.
GUGCGGCUUUUUCGCUCCUGUGGUUAUUGAUAGCGACAUGGCGGUAACUCCGGCAGGGAUCGCUGUAGAUGUUCAGGCUCGAUUCGGGCACUCGGUGAAAGGACUGCUGACCGAGAAGGUGACCAACUGCGGUACGGAUAUAAUCGCCCUCACCAAACAGGUGCUGAAGGGCUCCCGGAGCGCUGAGUUCCUAGGACAGGCUGCCAGAAAUAUGGUGAUGCAAGAGGGUGCCAUUCUGCACUCUGAAGAUAGUUUAAGAAAAAUGGCUAUUAUAACUACUCACCUACAGUAUCAGCAAGAAGCUAUUCAAAAAAACGUUGAACAGUCUUCAAAUUUGCGUGAUCAACUGAGCCACCUGCUGAAAUGAAAAGUAUAUAAGCGAUUAAAGAACAGCUAGAAAAGGAUGGAAGAAAACUCACAGUGGGGGUUUAUGGAAUACAUUUCCCUCUUCUGCAGAUGCACUGUGAGACUGAUUGAGUCAAAAGUCAUCUCCCAGAUGUAAUACCACAAAGUGUGUACUUUGUUUUAUAAGACUCUGAUCUGGAAAUGUGGGCAAUUUUUUAAUUAUAGAUGUUACCUUUGUAAAAGGCUAGGUGCAUCCUUGUAUUAAAUUACAGUUUCUGUGUAUUGAUGCUUAUUUUUCUUUAGUAGGACUGAUUUCUUUAGGAACUCACAUCUUUCUAAGUAAUCAAAUACAUAUUGUUCUGGUUUUGAGUACCUCAAGAGAUGAAUUUCUCAUCCUUUCAGUCUAUUUGAAAACUCAUAAAUUUAUAAUGUGGAUGUUUUUCACAGUAUAGACCUCUGAUCAUAUAGAACAUACAAAUCUGGGUGAAAUUCUUGCAUAUAUUAUUUACAUCUGUAAUAUUGACUGGAUUCGUACUGGUCAUUAAUUUGGUUUUGGCAACCAUGCCCUUGUGGGUAAUUCAACAAGCUAGUUAAAACAUAGCCUAGUAUAAUGUGGAAACCUAGCUGCUCCCUUGAAUAGCAUAACUCUUGGGGCAUGCUGCCUCCAACUAAUCAGUAAAACGUUUUCCACUAAUGUGGAAAAAGUUUUACCCUGUCCUGUAUAGUAUUGGUGGAGAAAUAAUCUGUGCAAGGUUUCUGGCAGCUACUGUGUGUGAAUAAUUUCUCGGCUUAAUAAUUCCAUCAUUGCUAAGAAGUGGGGGGUGGGGGGUACUUAACAAAUGUAACCUGCAAAAUCUAUUCACUGACAUUUUGUAAACCUCAGAGUGAAUAUCUAACUUCAAGGAAAAUGUAUGUUUUCAAGGUC